CAUAUCAGCUACAAAUAUUUACGCUAAGCUAGUAUUUACAUGUAACACCACUUCUUUGCUUAAUAUCAAAAGCAUAAGAAAAUGAAACUCAGCAGCAUUUCAUUUUUGUCCAAGCUUUUAAUACUUCAAUAUCUUUCUGUUCAAUGCCUUUCUGCUCAGGAUUUUGAUUUCUUCUAUUUUAUUCAGCAGUGGCCAGGAGCAAUCUGUGACUCAAAGCAGAGCUGCUGUUUUCCGAAAACCGGAAAACCGACAGCAGAUUUUACCAUUGCUGGACUUAGGCCUAACUUCAAUGAUGGAUCAUCUCCCUCAAACUGUAAUAUUAAAAGUGUCUUUGAUAAAUCUAAGAUCUCAGACCUCAUUAAGGGUUUGGAAAAUAAUUGGCCAUCUUUGAGCUGCCCUAGUGGAAAUGGUAUUAGACUUUGGUCACAUGAAUGGAUGAAACAUGGUACCUGUUCAGAAUCUAAGCUUACUCAACAUGACUACUUUCAAACAGCUCUCAAACUCAAGAAAAAAUCGAAUCUUCUCCAGAUCCUUAAGAAUGCAGGUAUUGAACCAGAUAACAAAUUUUACAACACAGGUAAUAUUUUAGAUGCUAUACAACAGGCUACAGGGUAUUCACCAGGAAUAGAGUGUAAUAGAGAUUCAGCACGAAACAGCCAGCUUUAUCAAGUUUACAUGUGUGCGGACAUUUCUGGGUCAAAAUUCAUUGAGUGCCCUGGUCUUCCAAUGGGUAGCUGUGACGCUAAUGUACAAUUCCCCAAGUUUUAAGAGAAUUUGUUUUGUUAAGUAGAACAUGGUUUGAUUUGUAUUUUGUUCGUCUAGUCAUCAUUACUUCUAAACUAUAUGAUAUCUUCAAUAAGGUCACUUCAAAAUGAGAGAUUUGAUAACUCCAUCUUAUUUCUCACCUAUGAAAGUUGGUUUUAUAUUUUGAGAAA
Medicago truncatula (barrel medic) is the source of this 935-nucleotide messenger RNA. RefSeq names its product ribonuclease 3. The transcript is spliced from 4 exons. NCBI's taxonomy places the organism in Eukaryota, Viridiplantae, Streptophyta, Magnoliopsida, Fabales, Fabaceae. Bases 82 to 768 code for a protein of 228 amino acids. The record is from RefSeq and is a predicted model, not a curated record. Gene Ontology annotation, molecular function: RNA binding; ribonuclease T2 activity. Gene Ontology annotation, cellular component: extracellular region. Gene Ontology annotation, biological process: RNA catabolic process.